AUGAAGAGUUUUUUCUCAAAAGUGUCGAUUCUGGCCAUUCUCCUCUUAACCAUUUUCUUGGUUAGUGAAGCUCAGCAAUGUCGUCCUAGUGGCAGAAUUAGAGGAAAAAAACCUCCUCCUGGACAAUGUAACCAGGAGGAUGACUCUGACUGCUGCAAAGCCGGAAAAAUGUAUCCAAAGUACACUUGCUCACCACCAAUUUCUGGCAACACCAAGGCCUACCUCACUCUAAACAGCUUUGAGAAAGGUGGUGACGGGGGUGGUCCUUCUGAAUGUGACGGCAAGUACCACAACGACAAUACUCCAGUUGUGGCAUUAUCCACAGGAUGGUACAAUGGUGGAUCAAGAUGUCUUAACAACAUCAGAAUUAACGGUAAUGGGCGCAGUGUGGUGGCCAUGGUAGUGGAUGAGUGUGACUCUACAGAAGGUUGUGAUGCAGACCAUGAUUACCAGCCUCCUUGCCCUAACAACAUUGUGGAUGCCUCCAAGGCUGUCUGGAAAGCCUUGGGGGUGUCUGAAGACAAUUGGGGUGGCUUAGAUAUCACCUGGUCGGACCAAUGCCGUCCAAGCGGCAGAAUUAGAGGAAAGAAACCUCCUCCUGGACAAUGUAACCAGGAGGAUGACUCUGACUGCUGUAAAGCCGGAAAAAUGUACCCAACAUACACGUGCUCCCCACCUACGUCCGGAAACACCCAAGCCUACCUCACUCUCAACAGCUUUGAGGCAGGAGGUGAUGGCGGAGGCCCAUCUGAAUGUGAUGGCCAGUACCACAAUGACAACAAUCCAGUUGUGGCAUUAUCCACCGGAUGGUACAACGGUGGAUCAAGGUGCCUUAAGAACAUCAGAAUUAACGGUAACGGGCAGAGUGUGGUGGCCAUGGUGGUGGAUGAGUGUGACUCUACAGAAGGUUGUGAUGCAGACCAUGAUUACCAACCUCCUUGUCCUAACAACAUUGUGGAUGCCUCCAAGGCUGUGUGGGAAGCCUUGGGUGUGUCGAAAGACAAUUGGGGUGGCUUAGAUAUCACAUGGUCUGACGCUUAA
Fragaria vesca subsp. vesca is the source of this 1041-nucleotide messenger RNA. Its product is annotated as putative ripening-related protein 1-like. Bases 1 to 1041 code for a protein of 346 amino acids. The transcript is spliced from 2 exons. NCBI's taxonomy places the organism in Eukaryota, Viridiplantae, Streptophyta, Magnoliopsida, Rosales, Rosaceae. The record is from RefSeq and is a predicted model, not a curated record.